AUGGGUAAAGAUAAUAUUUUUUUGAUCAUGUUUCUUGUACUGUUAUCAGUGCUUAAAGAAAGUUUAACUAAUGAUUCUUUGAUUAAUGAAAACAAGAACUUAGUUGAAAUUGUUUAA
This is a messenger RNA of Hepatospora eriocheir, 117 nucleotides long. NCBI's taxonomy places the organism in Eukaryota, Fungi, Microsporidia, Hepatosporidae. The record is from the annotation of a GenBank genome assembly.